Molecule: messenger RNA, 486 nt
Organism: Staurois parvus
Lineage: Eukaryota; Metazoa; Chordata; Amphibia; Anura; Ranidae
Source: the annotation of a GenBank genome assembly
AUGGAUACAACCCAUUAUUUGGAGGAGCCAUCAGAGAUGACUGAAGAGAUGAAAAUUUGGAUGGAGAAGGCUUUUCAGAUGGCCCAAGAUGCUUUGGACAAUGGUGAGGUCCCUGUUGGAUGUCUAAUGGCAUAUAACAAUCAGCUUGUAGGACAAGGAAGAAAUGAAGUCAAUGAGACAAAGAAUGCUACACGCCAUGCAGAAAUGGUGGCUGUUGAUCAGGUUCUGGACUGGUGCAGGAUGAAUGAAAAGAAUUCCGCACAGGUUUUUGAAAACACAAUUUUAUAUGUGACAGUUGAACCAUGUAUCAUGUGUGCUGGGGCUCUGCGCCUGCUCAGAAUUCCAUUGGUGGUAUAUGGUUGCCACAAUGAACGAUUUGGUGGAUGUGGGUCAGUUCUGAAUGUGGCUGCAGAUGACAUUCCAGCCACAGGGGCAAGUUUUAAGGUAAGGGGAUUUUUUUUUACUGUUUUAUAUACAAAAUCUUGA